Zonotrichia albicollis (white-throated sparrow) is the source of this 354-nucleotide messenger RNA. Lineage: Eukaryota; Metazoa; Chordata; Aves; Passeriformes; Passerellidae. The record is from RefSeq and is a predicted model, not a curated record.
CUCCGGCAUUCCCGGCCGAGGGCGCACCGCCUCCCAUGCGCCGGGGGCCGCGCGGCUCUCAGCCCUCUCGCCCCCGAGAGCGCCUCGUCGCGGGGCGCCCGGACGGGACGCCGGCGCGGAGCGGAUUUGUGUGUGAUUGUCAUUGUGCUGUGCCACAGUGAAGAGGUAUUUUUCACUUCAAGAUACCUUGCAUUAAAAGAUCAUGGUAGACAGUUUAAUAGUUUCUUUGAGACUUCUCAGUUCCCUAGCAGUGCUGGGAUUUCAGCUUGUCAUCCCACAGCCUUCAAUUGAACACAGAAAGGUGCCGCAGAGGAUAGAGGAGCACGGCGAUGCCCCCGAGGACAGCGGCGGAGU